CCGGCCAGAGAUCGGUACAAUGGAUGUCUUGGAGCUCAAGCUGUAAAAUUCGCAAACAGUCUACAAUCUUACUUAUUUUCAGGACUCAGGAAGAGGGUUCAAAGGAAUUCAGUAUGUCUUAGGGCUGUUCCGAAUGUUGGCAUACUUCAUCGCAAACCACAAACAUGCAGUUAAGCGCCGGACGGCUGCUCUGUCGGAUGACAGCGACCAACAACACCCAGCGGCCCAUUGGCUAUGGUUUGCCCCUGCGUAGGACCAGUCAAGGCGAAUCGCUUAAUUGAAAUAGGAUCACGCUCUAGCCCUCGAGUCGGGCGUACAAUAGAUCUCGGUAUUGGUUGCGCAUGCCCAACAGGCCUCUGUGGAUGUAACAUGACUGAGUGGCUGACACGCAUAGGAAACUGUCCGCCUGGCGUUGGUAACCGUGUACGCCUUUCACCCCCGCAAGUGACGCGCGAAGGUAUGGGCAAACGAUCACGUGGCUACAACGCAUCGAAACUCGAGGUCACGUCUUCGUCGAUCUGCGCCUACAAAAGCGUGACAUGCCCCUCAACCUCGAAGAGCGCGCAAGCUCGUCGGGUACGACGGAUAUGGACGACGCCCUUCGCCCCAAACGGGAUAUUGAUUAACGCGUUCGUAGAGACCGAAGUUGACACUUCGGGUUCCCCACGAGACGUGAUGCCAAGGCGGGGGAGCCAAGUCGCCGAGAUGGUCAACAGACCCUUUCGGGGCCACGAGAGCCUGACAAGAACGACGGCCGACCCGGCUGCCUCACAAGUAGAGAGCGGAGAAUUUUCGAAACGCCAGAUAUUUCCCAGAUUGCCAGUGACUCAGAAACGCCAGAGGCCCAGCGAUCGCAGCCCGGCUGCCGAAGUCGAGCGCACUAUUGACAUACAGGAUAUCUUCAAGAACGGGCAAUCAAAGUACAAGAUCACCAGAUAUCCUGGGAACAGCGAGAAUUGGUGGAUGCUAUCGUGCGAGGAGCAUGAUAGGAGGUUCAACAGUCAGCGAGCACUCACUGGUGCGGGGAUACACUUGGCUUCUCACCACGGCAAAAGGCUUCCUUAGCUGGACAUUCGAGGAUCUAGGGUAUGCGCUACCGUCAGACUGGUGGAAAUAAAUGAAGGGAUCACCUUCUACACACUUUCAGAUUCGGGUUGCAUCAAAAAUAGAAAGGGGGCUUCUCGCAGAACUGCCACUGAAUCCCAAUCUAAAGGAUCUCCACGCUAUCUCAAGCAUAUUCGCCCAAUUUCGAUCAGGUAUCACGAUCGAGAAGUAGCAAGACCCGGCGAGGAGGUUGGCAUUACAGUCAAAUUGGAGCCGUCUCCAACAGACUGCGCCUG
Messenger RNA from Emericellopsis atlantica, 1340 nucleotides. RefSeq lists its product as uncharacterized. The transcript has a single exon. NCBI's taxonomy places the organism in Eukaryota, Fungi, Ascomycota, Sordariomycetes, Hypocreales, Bionectriaceae. The coding region runs from base 235 to 1065 and encodes 276 amino acids. The record is from RefSeq and is a predicted model, not a curated record.